Pelmatolapia mariae (spotted tilapia) is the source of this 737-nucleotide messenger RNA. RefSeq lists its product as uncharacterized. The coding region runs from base 97 to 717 and encodes 206 amino acids. NCBI's taxonomy places the organism in Eukaryota, Metazoa, Chordata, Actinopteri, Cichliformes, Cichlidae. The transcript is spliced from 7 exons. The record is from RefSeq and is a predicted model, not a curated record.
AAAUCAGAAAAUCAAGUUCCUGUGGUUCAGACUGUGGUUGACCUGUCUGUUGUUAACAUUACUGAGCAGAAGUAUCCUGAUGGGACUGUAUCAGGGAUGGAAUGCUCUGUGGUGACAAAUGGAAUGGGGUGUCAUUACUCACUGACGUGGGAGAGGGAUCAUAAUGUGGAUCCACUAUUAGUGGGAGUGGAUUGCUAUGCUUCUGUUCAUUUUAUGGAGUCUGCUUACUCAUCAAAGAAUAACUCGAUGAAAUGUAAAGCUUUGAAUCGUGUCACAGGAGAAGAGCAUCUGUUUACCUUCAGUCCCCAGCCUUCAGUUGACACAAAAACAGAAUCAACUAAAUCAGCAAGUUCAACUGAAGGCACGACAGAACCAACUAAAUUCUCAACAGCAGUCACUGAUGCUUCAGAUGAUAAAACAGGUGAGAUAAAAUCAACAACAAAGAAACCAACCAGAAACACAGAAAACAGCACAGAAUCAUUCGGAGCCAUAUCAAACCCAUUAACCCAUGCGGACGUGAAAGGUUCGGGGAGGUUCAUUAUUGUCUCUGUUGUCUCUGCAGCUCUUCUAAUAACUGUUGUGACACUUGUGAUAUGGAUUAGAACUAAAGGGAACAAACGUCAGAUGGAGUAUGUAAUCCACCACAAUGAAAAUGAAGAUGAUGCAGCAAUGAACUAUGAAAAUCCCAGAGACUCUUUUUCUGUCAGACUCUACUGACAAGGAACAUCGACUCACUA